Molecule: messenger RNA, 921 nt
Organism: Eutrema salsugineum
Lineage: Eukaryota; Viridiplantae; Streptophyta; Magnoliopsida; Brassicales; Brassicaceae
Product: transcription termination factor MTEF1, chloroplastic
Exons: 1
Coding region: 6-839 (277 amino acids)
Biological process (GO): regulation of DNA-templated transcription
Molecular function (GO): double-stranded DNA binding
Source: RefSeq, a predicted model, not a curated record
AUCAAAUGGCUAAUUCAUCUGUCAUUUCUUCACUUCGUCUUCAACCUCUAUCCUCAUUCUCGUCGUCUUCCUCUCCUCCUCCAUACUCUAGACCUCUCUAUCUCAAAUUCCACACCUCUCACCGGGAAAAUCUAAGAUACCUCUCUACCCUCGGGGUAAUUCCUCAGAACCCCCGUCUUGCCCCUCCAGCGGACAACCUUCCCGCUAUCCUCUCCGCCGUGAACUUCCUAAAAUCAAAGGGAAUCUCCGACCAAGAUUUCCCACGCCUCGUCUUCCUCUGUCCCCAGCUCUUCUCUCCCACUUUCGACAUAUCCAGAAUCGAUCCCGUCUUCGAUUUUCUCACCCUUGAGCUCGGAGCUUCCGCCGCGGAAUCCAGAGGACUGAUCGUGAAUUGCCCGAACAUCCUCCUCUCCGACGUCGAGUACUGCUUGAGGCCGACGCUGGUUUACCUUCGGGAGCUAGGCCUGCAGAAUCUGAACCGAGCGAGCAAGACGAACGCUCACGUGCUUAACACGAGGGUGGAGAAGCUAAGAGCUAAGAUGAGAUUCCUCAAGAGCAUAGGGUUCCAAAACGAGGAAGCAGCUAGAGUCUGCGGGAGAAUCCCGGCGAUAUUCGGAUAUAGUAUCGAAGAUAACUUGAGGCCCAAGUUCGAGUUUCUCGUUUACGACAUGGAAAGAGAAUUAGAAGAGCUCAAGAAGUUUCCGCAGUAUUUCGGGUUUAGCUUGGGGAAGAGGAUAAAGCCAAGACACUGGCAUUUGAAGAAGAAGAACGUUAGGGUUUCGCUUAGUAGAAUGCUCAUGUGGGGUGACCUCAAAUUCUACUCCAAAUGGAAACCAUAAAAACAGAACAGAGAGUCUCUUAGUCUUUCCUCUGUUUCAAUCUAACUGUUAAAUAUUCAAAUCAAUUUGAAGCUCUCUGCUA